UCCUGUGUGAUUCACCAACAACAAAUUCCAUCAUAAACUAAAAUUUCAGUAAAAACAUUUAGAGCAAGAUUAAAAUAUAUACAGGACUUUGUUUAUUUGCUUUUGUGAUUAAUAAAAGAUCCAUGAAAGAAUUUAAUGUACUUUAUGUUGAAAUAUAAAGUACUUAAAAUUCCUUUACCAACAUUUCCAAAGAAAAUUGAUCACAAAAGCAAAUCAACGACAAUUUAUUAAUGAAUAUGCUCCCAAACAGAAACUCAAUCUUGUGUAAAAAAAGCACAAAAUCAAUCUAAAAAAAAUUGCAUCUAAGCAUUAGUAAGGUACAAAAAGUGCCGGCUUGAUCCUGUUGGCUUUUAUCCAAUAUUUACUUACAAUAUAACAGAAUCUCAUUAGUUUGAUCAAAUGAUAGAAGCAGUAAUUAAUCUGAUCAAAAUCAUUGACAGUAAAACUCCUGAUCAAAUUGUCGGCAAGAAAAGACAUAUCCAGCAAUCAAGUAGCUACGUUGCAACACCAUUGUUUGCAUGAAUAACGUGUCUUUCAAAAAAGGAUAGAUCUUUCCUUAAUAGCUCACUCAUCACACUACGUUCUUCCACCUAAACCCGAAUGCGUGUACUCGUCCUCCUACCAAGCAUUUCUUCCUAUUUAAAGUGAAGGUUUCCUCUCCUACACCCAUCUGUUCCCUGCCUGCAAUAAACCAUUGUCCCGUCCUACAAUUGCCUCAACCCAAAAGUGGCUUUAUCUUCAGGCUCUGUAUAGCCUAAUAACUACAACUCCAAAAACCAUGAGAAGCCUAAUCUUUGAGGAGCCUGAAGCCGGGAUUCCAGGAUAUGCUUCAAGCAGUCUGCGCUAUGCCUGGCAAUCCAUAAGAGCCCCGGUGAUAAUACCACUUCUAAAACUAGCAGUCAUACUAUGCUCAAUUAUGUCAGUCAUGCUAUUUCUUGAAAGAGUAGGCAUGGCAGCCGUAAUUUUGAUUGUCAAAGUGCUGAGGAAGAAAAAAUACACCAAGUACAAGUUGGAUGCCAUGAAACAGAACAUAGAGAGAAACAAAAGAUACCCCAUGGUAUUAAUCCAAAUACCUAUGUAUAAUGAGAAAGAGGUCUACAAGCUUUCAAUUGGAGCAGUUUGCGGGCUUUCUUGGCCAGCUGACAGACUCGUCGUUCAGGUUCUGGAUGACUCAACAAAUCAAGUCUUAAGGGAAUUGGUUGAGUUGGAGUGUCACAAAUGGAUGGAGAAAGGUGUCAAUGUCAAGUAUGAAACAAGGAGAAAUCGCAAUGGCUACAAGGCAGGUGCUCUAAAAGAGGGUUUAGAGAAGCAGUAUGUUGAGGAUUGCGAGUUUGUAGCAAUAUUUGAUGCAGAUUUCCAGCCAGAUCCAGAUUUUCUUUGGAAGACAAUUCCUUACCUUCUUGAGAACCAAAAGUUGGGUUUGGUUCAGGCGAGAUGGAAAUUUGUUAAUUCAGAGGAAUGUAUGAUGACCCGACUUCAAGAGAUGUCACUUGAUUAUCAUUUUAGCGUUGAACAGGAAGUGGGCUCUUCAACAUACUCAUUCUUUGGAUUUAAUGCAGGAAUCUGGCGGAUUCAAGCAAUAAAAGAUGCUGGAGGAUGGAAAGACCGAACCACGGUGGAAGAUAUGGACCUUGCAGUUAGGGCAAGUCUGAAAGGCUGGGAAUUUGUUUUCGUCGGUGAUGUAACAGUCAAAAAUGAACUACCAAGCACAUUUAAAGCAUACAGAUUUCAGCAGCACAGGUGGUCAUGUGGUCCAGCCAAUCUCCUUAAAAAAAUGACUAAGGAAAUCCUCUUUUGCCAAAGAGUAUCGCUUCUGAAGAGACUUCAUCUAAUCUAUGCAUUCUUCUUUGUGAGGAAAAUAAUUGCACAUUGGGUCACGUUCUUCUUUUACUGCAUAGUCAUACCAGCUUGUGUGGUAGUUCCAGAAGUCAGUCUGAAAAAGCAAAUUGCGGUUUAUAUCCCAGCAACCAUUACAAUUCUAAAUGCAGUCUCCACCCCAAGAUCCAUGCAUCUAGUAGUACUCUGGAUCCUCUUCGAGAAUGUCAUGUCACUUCAUCGAACUAAGGCAGCAAUUAUAGGACUCUUGGAAGCAAAUCGUGUCAAUGAAUGGGUUGUGACUGAGAAACUUGGAAAUACUAUGAAACAGAGGAACAAUGCUAAGCCAUCAACAUCAAAAACUCCAUGGUUCCGAAUUACAGAAAGGAUCCACCUAUUGGAGAUUAUAGUGGGGAUAUAUAUGCUGCACUGUGCAAUCUAUGAUCUGCUCUUCGGACGCGAUCAUUUCUUUAUCUAUCUGUUGUUGCAGGCAGGGGCUUUCUUUACAAUGGGGUUUGGGCUAGUGGGAACAAUUGUACCCAACUAAAGCUUAACAACAGUGAUCAAUCGGAACUAUUAUUGUAUCAGUCUGUUGUGCAUUGUGUUUGCGAAACUAGUAGUCUAAUGUUAUUACCUAUAAGCAUAUAAUGGGCAGUAGUUACCUACCUAGUAAAACCAACCCAUAUGAUGGCAGGAACUCUUCAUAUUCAUGGUUACCAAGCAGAAUAAAAGUAUAUUUAUAAUAUACAGUUUAAAUUUAAAUUAGUUUAUUGUCUGUUCAGUAUUACAACAUUAUAUUUGUUCUGGGGAGCCACCCCGUGAGGCUUCUUUCUUUUCUGAAAUCAACUCAAACGAGUACAACUUUGUUAGUAAGUAGGUAACCCAAGAAAAUUAUGCCACAUCAAAUAUGUCAAUAUUUUAGGAUAAAAGGGAAUAAGAAAAGUAAGUUAGUUAAACAGAUAGGGAAGUUAAGUAGUUAGAGGGGAUAUCGUGUAUCAAUAGGAGAAAUAAGAAUAGAUGGAGCUAUUGGGUGCAUUGCAUAAUUGUUGUGAAAGGAGAGGACAGAUCCUUGGGAGAGGAAACCCUAAAGGUGAAUUCUAUUCACCAUUUUCUUUCAGUUUUCAAAUAUACAUUCUGUGUUUUUAUUCUUUCUAUCUUUGUUUCAUUAUUAAUUUUUCUAAGUUUGUAACUAACACAAAAAUACUGCUGCAACUUUUCCUAUAGAAUGACUAGAAAUUUGUGUAUUUGUAGCAAGCAAAAACUUUAGACUGCCAUCCUCUAUUUAGAUAAGCAUACAUACGGUUGCAUUCACCGAGACUAGCUUGAACAAUUUCAACAUGUUUAAUAAUUUAACCUAAUUAAUGAAAUAUCUAAGUUUCAAUCAUCCGUUUUGUCAAGAAAAAGACAUUCUAGGCAAAUGCAGAUUCAUCACAUGCCAAGACUUGAUAAUUUGUACUGAACCCAACCUACUGCAUUAUGCUCCUUUCUUUACAUCACAUUUACAAAUUUGAAAGGAAAGCAUUAAAUACAGAUAUAGAACUCACCAGGGUCGUGGGAAGUAAAAUAAGAAUCUAACCAAAUAUUGUUAAUAUUAUCUGGGAAAAUAAAAUACAUAACGAAAUCAUUAGCAUUUCAACUUUUCCAAAUAAAACAAAUCAUAUAAACAUAGUCUUAGGAUAAAGAAUAAAUGUGAAUAAAAGUAGUUCUGAUUACUUAGGGCAGUUGAUUAGUUAUCAAUUAGAUAAAUAGGUCAAAUAAGGAUAGAUAGAUUCAUUAUUAAAUUUGAUAGUUGCAUGUGAAAGCACAAAACCCCUUGAGAAGAGACCUAUGUCCUAUUCACAUUCAUUCAUUUAAUAUAUAGAAUUGAAUGCCUUUCUAAAUUUUGCAAGAGAUAAGACCAACUCUUCAAAAACUUCUUUAAGGCCACAAAUAUUGAUAAAUUGGAAAUAUCAUCAUAUGGAUGACCAAUGCUGAAUGCAGCAGUUUAGAGCUGAAAGAAACUUGUUUUGCAUAAGCCUCCAAUUGUAAGCAUCUUUAGUAUGGUAAGUUAUGGAGAAAAGCUUUCAAUCCUAAGGUUGAAAAGAUCUAUAUUACAAAACAAAACAUUCAAAUCAAUAUUUUAAACUAAAAAAAUUCCUUAUUGAGCAUAGUGCUAUAUAA
This is a messenger RNA of Cicer arietinum (chickpea), 3975 nucleotides long. Its product is annotated as glucomannan 4-beta-mannosyltransferase 1. Gene Ontology annotation, cellular component: Golgi apparatus. The record is from RefSeq and is a predicted model, not a curated record. Gene Ontology annotation, molecular function: mannan synthase activity. Lineage: Eukaryota; Viridiplantae; Streptophyta; Magnoliopsida; Fabales; Fabaceae.